UGGAAAAAGAUGAUGAUAUUGCAUUGGAAAGGAUUAAAGAAGAAAUGCAAGAGACACCUAAAAUUAAUAGUCGGCUUGCCCAAAACAUAUAUGAUUUCACUAUGAUAGAGCUCAAACAAAAGGUCCCUAAAGUAAAUGAACUAUUUGUAGCGGGGAGGAUGGCUUACAUAUUUGAACUUGCUGAUGAGAUGGGCGGAUAUGGGGAUCCUUUCGCCAUUCCGACAACUGUUAUUCGUAGUAAGGCUGAUGUAAGUGAUUCUGCGGGGGUUGAUAAGUCUACAAAUGAUCUUGUCAUCGAAAAAAUAUCUCGAGUAAUGGCUUAUAUGCGAAAAGGUGAACGAGCUAGUGGUGUAGAUGUCAAAGAUAAAAAGCUUAAGAAAAGACAUAGAGAGAAACAACCUGCGGAAGUUACAAUGGUGAAACUUGCUGCUAUUGACGAUUCCGAAGAUAUAUUCGCAGAUGCAGGAAGAGAUUAUAAAGUUAUGAUCGAAAAUGAUAAUGCUGUAGAUAAGAAAGAUGUUACACCGUUACCCACAGAUUCUUCAAUUAGCACUAAUGUUGAAAAGUCAAAUGAUUAUUUUAGUACAAAUUCACAGGAAAUAGAGGGUGAAUCGAUGGAGAUUGACAAACCGCAAGAAAAUCAAACUUUAAAAACUUUAAUACAUCAAGCAGCGGCGGCAAACGGUGUCAAAAAUAUAGAUGAGACAUUAACUACUGAACUUGGUACAGAUAAUUAUAAAUCUUCAAAAAGAGAUGGUAUUAAAAAGAGGUUAUUUGGGCAAGAUAGCUACGAAGGAGACUAUUCAACAUAUGGACUUGGAGUUAGUAGUUUAACAGGUACACGAGAAAGUGCUUACGAUUCUGGGCAUUCAGAUUCAGAUUCAGAUGGCACUGGCGUUGAGCAUACUAUCCGAGAUCAAGGGGUUACCAAGAAUAAAAAGGCCCAAUUAUCAAGGUGGGAUUUUGACACCGAAGAGGAAUGGCAAGCUUAUAAGGACAAUGUAACUGCGAUGCCAAAAUCGGCGUUCCAAUUUGGGGUUAAAACAGGUGAUGGUCGUAAAACUCGAAGAAGUGGUAGGGAGUUGACAGAAAAGCAAAAAUUGGAUAGAGAUUGGCAAAAGAUUAGUAGAAUAAUGGAGCAAAAAUAUGGAACUGAAGAAGGUGAAGAAG
Molecule: messenger RNA, 1170 nt
Organism: Racocetra persica
Lineage: Eukaryota; Fungi; Glomeromycota; Glomeromycetes; Diversisporales; Gigasporaceae
Source: the annotation of a GenBank genome assembly